Molecule: messenger RNA, 4580 nt
Organism: Meleagris gallopavo (turkey)
Lineage: Eukaryota; Metazoa; Chordata; Aves; Galliformes; Phasianidae
Source: RefSeq, a predicted model, not a curated record
CUUUGCUAUGUGGACCUUCUGACUAUAGCUUUGGAAUAUUUCAGCUACUGGAUCCUCUCUCUUCUAAAUUCGUGUUGCCCAGAAGUAUUCUUUUAACUUUGUCUUGCAACUGUCAGCCUGCAAAUGUUCCAAGGGAUCUCUAUGGGAACUAUUUUUUAUUCCUAUUCCACUUCUUGCUGAACAGCCCCAGAAUGCUGUGGGAUCACCUUUCCAGGUAACUCAUUUCAUGCAAGUAAUCAGUUGGAGAGUUGGUGGCUUAUUGUGUGCAGGUGCAAGAGAAGAGUAGAUCUGUAAAGCUGUGUCUGUUCACUGAUUGUGCUAUGGAAGCCAGGGAAUAGGGCAGACAAGAGCUUAAUAGAUUCACAAAGUGAUAAGGGAAAUAUCUGGCAAAAGAUAACUUUCCCUCUCAGUUCAGAGCAGUCCAGAAGAAGGAUCUGUGUUCUCACACUUUUCUUCCCUUUGAGUUACAGCUUCUUGUUCUCUCACACAGCUUUAAUUGAAGCAGUAGUUGGAGAGCUUUCAACCUGUGACAGCUUUUGGUGGAUUGCACUUCAGCGUAGUGAACUUGAUGCAGCACAGUUGAGCGAGUUCAUUCUGUUUCAUCUCUGCAUCUCACAUGUUGCUGCCUUAGUGGCUGUGUCAGAAAGAGGAACUGAAAGCUACUGCACUGCUUCUUCUUGCUGGGACACCCUGUGCUUGGAAGUCUCUGGUGCUCUUGCAAGUUUCUUCUCUUACCUUUGUGAUGCCCUAGCAACACAAUGGGAAUACUGAAGGGUGAAAGCCUGUGUUUAGUAAUGUCAAUUGGGUUUUGACCUUUUGAAGUAUAUUCAGUCAUCAGAGAAGCUGUGCUGUUGCUGAUUCACAUUGAAUCUUGCCUUUUAUGCUUCUGCCAGAGGUGUUCCCAAGACAAUACAAACCCCUUUAAUUUGUAUCUGUAACAGCUGGACUAAAACAUAUCAAAUGAAUACAAACUACCAUUGAAGAAAGAAACCAGGAUUCAAGCAAUCAUCAAGAAAUGGGAAGCUGAUGCUGUUGCUCAGAUAUGUAAACUUCAUAAGAAAGUCUGAGAGGACUUCUUGUAUGCUUUGUUAUAUUUUCUUCAGCUGUUUGUCAAGCUGCUCUCUGGAUUAUUUGCUGUCACUGCUUCGAGCUCAGAACCAAGUAUUGAAAAAGGGGGUUGUGGAUGAGCAAGCAAACUCUGCAUCUCUGAAGGAGCAAUUGAAGAUGAAGGACCAAUCACUGAGAAAAUUGCAACAAGAAAUGGACAGCCUGACCUUUCGAAAUCAGCAGCUUGCCAAACGGGUGGAGUUACUUCAAGAUGAACUUUCGUUAAGUGAAACUAGGGGCAAGAAGAACAAGAAAAGUGCAGAAUCUUCAUCUCAGUUGAGUCAAGAGCAAAAAAGUGUCUUCAAUGAGGAUCUUCAGAAGAAGAUAGAAGAGAAUGAACGACUGCAUAUACUUUACUUUGAAGCAGAUGAGCAGCAUAAACGUUUAGAAGCAGAGCUGAGAACUAAACUGGAAGUUCUGGAAACUGAUGCUGCCCAGCAUCAAGCUGUAGUGGACAGCUUAACAAGGAAAUACACGGAUACCAUUGAAAAGCUGCAGAAUGAUAAAUCCAGAUUGGAAAUCAAGUCUCAGACACUAGAAAGAGAAGCUAAGGACUGUAGGCUUCGAACCGAAGAAUGUCAGCAACAGUUAAAGAAUCUUCAAGCAGCUUUGGGCAGUAGACUGGAAGAAUCUCUAUGCAUAAUCAAUGAAAAAGUACCUUUUAAUGACACAAGAUCUAAUCGGUACAAUGCUCUGAAUGUACCAUUGCACAACAGAAGAUAUCAGCUCAAGUUGCGAGACCUUGCUGGCCAGGCAUUGUCUUUCGUACAAGAAAUUGUAACAGCUCUUCUGAAUUUUCAUACAUAUACUGAGCAGAAGGUCCAGAUCUUUCCCAUUGAUUCUGCAACAGACACUAUAUCGCCAUUAAAUCAGAAGUUCUCACAGUAUCUUCAUGAAAAUGCUUUUUAUGUUCGCCCUCUGGAGGAAGGAAUGCUUCAGUUGUUUGAGAGUAUUACAGAAGAUACCGUGACAGUCCUGGAAACAACUGUGAAAUUGAAGGCCUUUUCAGAACAUUUAGCUUCAUACUUAUGCUUUUUAAGAAAGAUUCUUCCUUAUCAGUUAAAAAGUUUGGAAGAAGAGUGUGAGUCUUCUCUUUGCACAGCUGCUUUAAAAGCUAGAAAUAUGGAGCUACACAGAGACAUGAAAAGGUUGACGGCGAUCUUUGAGAAGCUACAUACAUAUGUUAGUCUUCUUGCUUUACCAAGUACGAAACCAGAAGGACUACUUAGGACAAAUUACAGCUUGGUGUUUACAAACAUUGCUGCAAGCCUUCAUGGGUCUCAUGACAUCCUGAAAGACAUUUCCAAGCACUACAGUCAGAAAGCUACACUAGAACAAGAUGUUCCAACUGCCACACAGAAGCUCAUAACUACAAACGACUGUAUUUUGUCCUCCAUUUUGUCUUUAACAAAUGGAGUAGGCAAGAUUGCUUCGUUCUUUAGCAACAACUUGGAUCACUUCACUUCUUCGUUGAGCUAUGGCCCAAAAGGAGGAACAGAGUUCAUCAGCCCUCUUUCAGCAGAGUGUAUGCUGCAGUACAAGAAAAAGGCAGUUGCCUAUAUGAAGACUCUGAAGAAGCCUUGUGCAGAUUCAGUGCCUUAUGAAGAGGCUUUGGCCAAUCGCAGAGUCCUUCUGAGUUCCACAGAAAGUAGAGAAGGUCUCGCACAACAGGUCCAACAGAGUUUGGAGAAAAUUGCAAAACUUGAACAAGAGAAAGAGCAUUGGAUGUUGGAGGCCCAGCUAGCAAAAAUAAAACUGGAGAAGGAAAACCAAAAGCUGAAGAACUCUCUUAGUGGACAUUUAGCUGAAACUGUACAGGAGUGUUCUGUUUUAUCAAAUACAACUGAACAAAAGGAGGAGACUACAGAGAAGAGUCAGAGGGAACCUAUCAAAAGUACUAGUCUGAUUGGGAUGUUGACUAUAACUACUGAUAACGAGAAGAUUCCAGAUGUUGAAUCUCGUGAAGACUUGAUUAAAAAACACUAUAUGGCAAGAAUAGCAGAACUUACAUCCCAUCUACAGCUUGCUGACAGCAAAUCAGUACACUUUCAUGCAGAGUGUCGAGCACUUGCCAAAAGAUUGUCUUUAGCUGAGAAGUCCAAGGAAUCACUCACAGAAGAAUUGAAACUAGCCAGUCAAAGCAUCAGUAGAUUACAGGAUGAAUUGAUGACGACAAAGAGAAGUUAUGAGGAUCAGUUAAGUAUGAUGAGUGAUCAUCUCUGCAGUAUGAAUGAGACUCUAACAAAACAAAGGGAAGAAAUUGACACACUGAAGAUGACUAGUAAGGGAAACUCUAAAAAGAACAAAACCCGAUAGCUUCCAGCUCAUCAGCUGUCUGUGGAGGCUGCUGCUGAAGAGAGUGCAGAUACUGUCUGGUGCCUGUUGUUACGGAAAGCAGGGUAGUGUUGGGUCUCGUGUGAACUGAUUUGGUGCUGUACAUGGCUUUAAAAUAUUUAGCACUUCCAACAGAUAGAACUUGGUGUUGUCUCUAAACCAGGACACGUACACUCUGUGGAUAAUUUGUAAUUACCUUCAGUUUUUACUGUGCACUUUUUAAAACUGGGUUUUAAUUUCCUGUAAUAACUUCAGCUUUUGUAUAUUUUUCAAAUAUGAUUAUGCAUUAAGAAAUUUGGUAUCAGUGCAGUAGUUGUCUGUUUCUGAGUUAUGUUAAAUUGUCAACAGCUGUACACUCAGUUCUUGCUAAUGACGGUUUAAAAAUUAAUUUGGAAACUUUGGCCAUGUGAGCUGUGCAGCUACUACUGUAAAUGUACUCCUGCCCUCUGAAAUGAAUUCAAGUGUGUCUUUAAAUGAUUUCUCUAAAUUCCCAUGGAUAAGUGGGAUCGUUCUUCAUACCCACCUCCUUUUUUUUUUUUUUUUUGUUAGAUUGCAAUAGUCGAAACUCUUGCUACUUGUAUUUGGCACUUUGGAUUUCGAAAUAAAGAGCACAAAUAGCUGAACUGGGAAACUUCUCUGAAAUUGCUUAAACCCUAAUUUUGGCAUUUUUGUAUACAUGUGUAUAUAUUCUGGUUGAAAUAGCUGUUAAAAGCUAUAGGAAAAUGUGAUCGUAAUUUUGCCCCAAAAGAGUGAAGCAGUAUAUGUGUGUAGAAUAGAUCAGCUUACUGUGCUCUCUAACAAUGAAGAAUAUAAAAUACGUAGAACUUUGAAACACUGAAUUUGCAAAAAGUCCCUCGUGGGGUUGGUUCUGAUGGGACGACUGAGGAGCUGCACAUAGCUUUUCUUAUGCUUUGGGAAGCUUGUGAUCUCUUGGCCUCUCAAGAUUCUUUAAGUGAAGUCUAAUAAUACACGGUUUCAUGACAUCUGACUUUUUUUUUUUAAACCAGAUGUGCUGCUUCACACUGAUCUUCAGUUCCAUAAUGUACAUUGUGGCACUUAGUUGUCCCAUAAGGGUUUGCUCUGAUAUCAGCUGUGUCAAUGUGUUACCAAUAUGUAACAAUAAAAUCAACUAAACAAAA